AUGAAGGGUACCUUUGCUUCGCUUGCUGUGGUGGCCUUUGCCGUCAUCCUCCUCUGGCCCAACGACUCGUUCCGUAUCUUCAGCAACGGUGACAAGCCUGGGUUUGUGGAUCUGUUCUCGACGUUUGAGGACGGCGCUGUCAAGGCGUCGUGGGACACGUACCAUGCGGACAUCACGUCCGAGGGCAAGAACGACCGUGACGAGAACCCUGCGAUGAUUUCUUCGUUCUACAACAUUGUGUCUGACUGGUACGAGUACGGCUGGGGCCAGAGCUUCCACUUUGCGCACACCAAGACUGCCGAGUCGCACGACGACUCGAUCCGGCGGCACGAGGAGCGGAUCGCUGACGUGAUUGGGCUCAAGCCCGGACUCACUGCGCUCGAUGUCGGGUGCGGCGUGGGCGGGCCGGCGCGCGCGAUUGCGUCGCACUCUGGCGGCAACGUGCAGGGCAUCACCAUCAACGAGUACCAGGUGGCCAAGGCCAACAACUACGCCAAGGAGAUGGGUCUCGCCGAGCGCGUGCACGUUGUGCAGGGCGACUUUCUGGAGAUGCCGUUUGAUGCCGACAAGUUUGACGUGGCGUACGCCAUCGAGGCCACUUGCCAUGCGCCCAAGCUCGAGCUCGUCUACGGCGAGGUCUUCCGGACGCUCAAGCCCGGCGGCGUGUUUGCGUCGUACGAGUGGCUGACGACGCCCAACUACGACUCCAACAACGAGGAGCAUGUGCAGGCCAUCAAGGACAUCGAGUACGGCAACGCGCUCCCGCCGAUCCGCUCGUUUGAGGACGUCAAGGCCGCGGCCGAGGCUGUCGGCUUUGAGGUCAUCUCGGACGCAGACCUUGCCCAGGACGUCGGCACCACCGACGUCCACGAGAUGCUCCUCACUGCCGUCGACGGCCUCGUCCACGGCGGCAAGCUCAACGUCUUUACCCCGAUGCACCUUGUUGUCAUGCGCAAGCCUGUCACCGCUUAA
This is a messenger RNA of Thecamonas trahens ATCC 50062, 972 nucleotides long. RefSeq lists its product as uncharacterized. Gene Ontology annotation, molecular function: S-adenosylmethionine-dependent methyltransferase activity. The transcript is spliced from 3 exons. Lineage: Eukaryota; Apusomonadida; Apusomonadidae. The record is from RefSeq and is a predicted model, not a curated record. The coding region runs from base 1 to 972 and encodes 323 amino acids. Gene Ontology annotation, biological process: steroid biosynthetic process.